AUGCAACAACCGGAGGAGGGCGUCACCGCCGUUGAGAAGGUGGUGGAGGAGCCUCAAUUUGCGGAGAAGACAAAUCCCGAUCUCGACUCGAGCUCUGCGUCAACCGCCAAAGAGCAGGAAACCAAGACGCCCAUUCCAUCAGAGGAGGAUGUGCUCUAUGGCCACUUACCCCCACACGAAAAGGAGAUCUUGAAAAAGCAGCUCGAUGCGCCUCCCAGGCCUGUUUCCUUUUUUGGUCUCUAUCGUUAUGCCUCGAUGAUCGACAUCCUAAUCCUGGUGGUCAGUACUUUGUGCGCCAUGGCGGCUGGUGCCGCAUUGCCUCUCUUUACCAUCCUCUUUGGAUCGUUGGCCACAUCUUUCCAGAGAAUCAUGCUGGAUACAAUCAGCUAUGAUGCCUUUUACCACGACCUUACUAAAAAUGUCCUCUACUUCGUCUACCUUGGUAUUGGUGAAUUCGUCACCGUCUAUAUCAGCACCGUCGGCUUCAUCUACACUGGUGAACACAUCACGCAAAAGAUCCGCGAGAACUACCUUCAGGCGAUUCUGCGUCAGAACAUCGCGUACUUUGAUAAGCUCGGUGCCGGUGAAGUCACAACCCGCAUCACGGCGGACACCAACCUUAUCCAGGAUGGUAUCUCGGAGAAGGUUGGACUGACUCUGACCGCCAUCGCUACUUUCGUCACCGCAUUCAUUGUCGCUUACAUCAAGUAUGCUCCUCUGGCCGGUAUUUGUACCUCUACCAUCGUCGCGCUGGUCCUGAUCAUGGGUGGAGGUUCUCGCUUUAUCGUCAAGUUCAGCAAGCUGUCCCUGGAGAGCUACGGUGCCGGUGGUACUGUGGCGGAAGAAGUCAUCAGUUCGAUUCGCAACGCGACCGCAUUCGGCACGCAGGAGAAGCUUGCACAGCAGUAUGAGGUUCAUUUGGCCAGGGCCGAGCGCUGGGGUAUGCGUUUGCAGAUGGCCCUUGGCGUCAUGGUUGGCGGCAUGAUGGGUAUCAUGUUUUUGAACUACGGUCUGGGAUUCUGGAUGGGUUCUCGCUUCCUGGUGCAGCACAAAGUCGACGUUGGACACGUACUGACUAUUCUGAUGGCCAUUCUCAUCGGUUCAUUCGCCUUGGGUAACGUGGCACCGAACGGACAGGCCUUCACCAAUGCUGUUGCCGCGGCUGCCAAGAUCUUCUCUACAAUCGACCGUGAAUCUCCUCUGGACCCUACUUCUGACAAGGGCAUCAUUCUUGACCAUGUUGAGGGCCACAUUGAGUUCAAAAAUGUCAAACAUAUCUACCCCUCUCGCCCUGAAGUGACCAUCAUGCAGGAUGUUUCACUCGCCAUGCCUGCCGGUAAAACCACCGCGUUGGUCGGCCCAUCAGGCUCUGGUAAGAGUACCGUUGUCGGUUUGGUCGAGCGCUUCUACCUCCCUGUCGGUGGUCAGGUCUUCUUGGAUGGCCAUGAUAUCCAGACGCUCAAUCUUCGUUGGCUGCGCCAGCAGAUUUCGCUGGUUAGCCAGGAACCUGUUUUGUUUGGCACAUCUAUCUUUAACAACAUUCGCCACGGACUGAUCGGAACCCGCUUUGAGAAUGAGUCAGAGGAAAAGAUCAGGGAGCUUGUUGAGACUGCUGCCAAGAUGGCUAAUGCCCACGAGUUCAUUUCCGUUCUCCCGGAAGGUUAUGAGACCAACGUCGGACAGCGUGGAUUCCUACUCUCCGGUGGCCAAAAGCAACGUAUCGCUAUCGCCCGUGCUGUUGUAAGCGACCCCAAGAUCCUGCUCCUCGACGAAGCUACGUCCGCGCUCGACACCAAGUCAGAGGGUGUUGUCCAAGCCGCGCUCGACCGCGCUGCCGAGGGCCGCACCACCAUCGUCAUUGCUCACCGUCUUUCAACCAUCAAAACCGCGCACAAUAUCGUCGUCUUUGUCAAUGGCUCCAUCGUAGAGCAGGGAACCCAUAGCGAACUGACUAAACACGAUGGACCAUACUACAAGCUGGUCGAAGCCCAACGUAUCAACGAAGAAAAGGAAGCUGAUGCCCUUGAAGGUGACGACGAGGACAGCGCUGAGCAAAUGACCAAGUCGCACAUUGCCCGUGUCAAGUCUAUGGGCAGUGGAUCGACCAAGAAUGAAAACGACGCUUUCGAAGGUGACAUGCAGCGCCGGGAAUCCCGAAAGUCGGUCUCAAGCGCUGUUCUCUCGAAGCGAACUACCGAAAGCACUAGCAAAUACUCUCUUCUCACCUUGAUCCGGUUUAUCGGUUCUUUCAACAAGGAAGAAUGGCAUCUCAUGGUCAUAGGUCUCUGUUUCUCGAUUCUCGCUGGUUGUGGCCAACCUACCCAGGCUUUCUUGUACGCCAAAGCCAUCAAUGCGCUGUCUCUGCCAGAGUCUAUGUGGGGCAAGCUCCGAUCAGAUGCCAACUUCUGGUCUCUCAUGUUCUUUGUCGUUGGUAUUGUGCAGUUCAUUACUUUCUCUAUCCACGGUGUUACCUUUGCGUACACCUCCGAGCGCUUGAUCCGCAAGGCCCGCAGCAAGGCCUUCCGUGUUAUCCUCCGCCAGGACAUCGACUUCUUCGAUCGCGAGGAAAACAGUACUGGUGCUUUGACUUCAUUCUUGUCCACUGAGACCAAGCACCUGUCCGGCAUCAGUGGUACAACACUUGGAACAAUUCUGAUGUGCUCCACCACCUUGAUUGCUGCCAUUGUCAUCUCUCUAUCCUUUGGAUGGAAGCUCGCUCUGGUUUGCAUUUCCGUCGUCCCGGUUCUUCUCGGCUGUGGUUUCUACCGCUUCUACAUGCUUGCCUCUUUCCAGUCUCGUUCCAAGGCUGCCUACGAAGGCUCCGCUAGCUACGCUUGCGAGGCUACAUCUGCCAUCCGCACCGUCGCUUCGUUGACACGGGAGAGUGAUGUUUGGUCUAUAUACCACGGCCAGCUUGAAGUCCAGGGCCGGUCGAGCUUGAUCUCUGUUGUCAAGUCAUCCCUCUUGUACGCCGCUUCUCAGGCCCUAGUCUUCUUCUGUGUUGCUCUUGGCUUUUGGUACGGAGGUACUCUUCUUGGUCACCACGAGUAUGACAUCUUCCGCUUCUUUGUCUGUUUCAGUGAGAUCCUGUUUGGUGCCCAGUCUGCCGGCACAGUGUUCUCAUUCAGUCCGGACAUGGGCAAGGCCAAGAACGCCGCUGCCGAGUUCCUGAAGCUCUUCGAGCGUCGUCCCACCAUUGACACCUGGACCGAUGAGGGCGAGACCCUUUCUCACUGCGAUGGAAAUAUCGAGUUCAGGGACGUUCACUUCCGCUACCCCUCCCGUCCGGAGCAGCCCGUCCUCCGUGGGUUGGACCUCAGCGUCAAGCCGGGUCAAUACAUCGCACUUGUCGGACCCAGUGGUUGUGGAAAGAGUACUACAAUCGCUCUCCUUGAGCGUUUCUAUGAUUCUCUCUCUGGUGGCAUCUUCGUCGACGAUAAGAACAUCACCGACCUGAACGUCAACUCUUACCGCAGCCACAUCGCCUUGGUCAGCCAAGAGCCGACUCUUUACCAAGGAACUAUCAAGGAGAACAUUCUUCUUGGUUCUCCUAACGAAGACCCCUCCGAAGAAGAACUCUUCAAGGCAUGCAGAGACGCCAACAUCUACGAUUUCAUCAUGUCCUUGCCCGAAGGCUUUAACACCGUCGUCGGUAGCAAGGGUGGCAUGCUGUCAGGUGGUCAAAAGCAGCGUGUUGCUAUUGCUCGCGCUCUCCUGCGCAACCCUAAGAUCUUGCUCCUGGACGAAGCUACCUCCGCUCUAGACUCCGAGUCCGAGAAGGUCGUCCAGGCUGCUUUGGAUGCCGCUGCUCGUGGUCGUACCACUAUUGCUGUUGCUCACCGUCUAUCGACUAUCCAGAAGGCUGAUAUCAUCUACGUCUUUGACCAAGGCAAGAUCAUCGAGAGCGGCACCCACACCGAGUUGCUUCGUAACAAGGGCCGUUACUAUGAGCUGGUGAACCUCCAGUCCCUUGGAAAGAAUUAA
Molecule: messenger RNA, 3984 nt
Organism: Penicillium olsonii
Lineage: Eukaryota; Fungi; Ascomycota; Eurotiomycetes; Eurotiales; Aspergillaceae
Source: the annotation of a GenBank genome assembly